Messenger RNA from Carcharodon carcharias (great white shark), 2519 nucleotides. It is a transcript of the gene ndufb5, whose product is annotated as NADH:ubiquinone oxidoreductase subunit B5. NCBI's taxonomy places the organism in Eukaryota, Metazoa, Chordata, Chondrichthyes, Lamniformes, Lamnidae. The record is from RefSeq and is a predicted model, not a curated record. The coding region runs from base 42 to 602 and encodes 186 amino acids. The transcript is spliced from 6 exons.
CCGCUCCGUAUGACCGCUACGGCGAUCUGGGAGUAGUAAAGAUGGCGGUGCUGAGUGUACUUCGAGCUGUGGCUACCCUUAUGGGACGGCGGCGUCCUCACAAACUGCAGCAUCUGGCUGGAAAUUGCCUGCUCAGGGCCUUUCCUAGAGCUACCACUGUUGCAGUUCGUCAUGGCAGUCAUGGAAAACAGCUGUUUGUUAUCAAGUCCAGCCAAUAUUAUGACCGUCGCUUUCUGCGUCUUUUGAGAUUCUAUAUUUUAUUGACUGGAAUACCAAUGGCUGCAUUAAUCACUUUUGUGAAUAUUUUCAUUGGUGAAGCUGAGCUUGCAGAGAUUCCUGAAGGUUAUGUUCCAGACCACUGGGAGUACUACAAGCAUCCCAUAACCAGAUGGAUUUCAAAAUAUGUCUUUGACCCACCUGAGAAGGGUUAUGAGAAAAUGAUGGCCCUUAUUUCUAUUGAAGCAGAGAAAGCAGACCUGAGGCUGAAGCAACUUGAGGUUCGCCGUCUAAUGAGAGAGAGGGGUGAUGGUGCUUGGUAUCAAUAUGAAACUCUGGAUAAAAAUUUGAUAGAUAACUCACAUAAGGCAAACCCAGAUUAUUAGGUGGGCAAAGAUUGCUGGAGGAUGCUAAUUACCAUAGAAAGGAUGUGUGGAAAAAGUUGUUUAAUAAAUUUUAUCAUGUCAAUGUUUGCGUCAAUAUUCUUGAAUAAAGUUUUAUUCUAGUUGAAGUAUGCCUUUUUUUUAAAUAUAAGUUUUAACCUUCAAGUUGCACAAUUGUAGAACAUUUACUUAUUGAUAUUCCCUCCUGCAGUUGUCUACAUAGCGAGUUCCUGAUUUUAGCUAGGAUAUUUGGGUGAUAUUUUUGGCAACGAAAAGUGUUUCUGUGCAGUGAAGAGCGGAAUAAUCUAAUGCCUUAUAAACCCACUCCUUUUUCCCCCCCUCCUUUCAGUCAGUUAAGAGUUUCCUGCCUUUUUUCUGGGCAAGAAAUGUGGUCACAGUACACUUGGAGUACUAUAAACAGUUCUGAUCCCCAAAGUAUAAAAAUAACAUAGAGGCACUGGAGAAGGUGCAAAAAAGAUUUACUAAACUGGUACCAGAACUGAGAGGUUAACCUAAAAGGAAAGGUUGAACAGGCUGGAACUUUUUAGAAAAAAGACUGAAGGGUGACCUGAUAGAGGUCAGUAUUAUGAAAAGGUUUCAUAAGGUGGAUGAAGAGAAGAUGUUUCUACUUAUUGGCAAGACCAGAAUUUGGGGCAUAAAAAUUAGAUAAUCACUAAUAAAUCCAAUAGGGAAUUCAGAAGACUUUACCAAGCAAGUGGUUAGAAUAUAGAACUCACUAUCACAUGGAGUCAUUGAAGUCAAUGGUGUAAAUGCAUUUAAAAGGAGGCUAGAUAAACACAAUAGGAACCAAGAAACAGAGGUUAUGUUUAUGCAGUUACUUGAAGAAGGAUGGGAGAGGCACUGGCAUGAACUUAUUGGAUAAAAUGGCCUGUUUCUGUUCUGUAGGUAUUAUGUAACUAAACAUCUAGAAUGAAAAGCUGACAAAAGUAACAAUGAAGCUGGUGGAUUAUUGUAAAAUCAACUGAUUUACCAAUGUCAUUUUAGAGAGGGAAACCUGCAAUCCUUGUCAUUCCAUGCCAAUAUGAUUGACUUUUAAUUGUAUCUGAAGUGGCCCAGCAAACUUCUUGGUUAUAUCAAAUCACUAUGAUGACUAGGAAUGGGCAUUAAAUGCUGGUCUUGCCAGUGACACCCACAUCCCAAGAAAUAUUUUUUUUAAAUGAAGAAUCCAAGGGUACUGAAGAAAAUUUAUGAAAUGGGUGAUGAGAAGUUGUGUGCCUAGUACUGCUUUGUGCUGAAUUCCUUGAACUCUUUGGAUAGUUAUAUUGAAGCUGGGAUGAAUCAGAGUACCCCAGAUUUUGGAGAAAAUUAACUGGGAUUUCCACUCAAGACUAUCAUUUGCUGGUCCCUAUAUUCUGCAGACAUGAUCAAAUAAGGCAAUGUCAAAAUUUUGCCAAUUCACUUAAAGUGUCCUUUAUUCUGUCCAAUCACAGACUUGCCUUUGCUUUUGAUUUUUUCCCACCCCCAUUUUAUCUUCUUAAAACUUAUUAUAUUUCUAGCAUUUCCUAGUUCUGAUAAAAGGUCAUGACCUGAAAUGUAAAUCCUGUUUCUCUCACAACAAAUGCUUACUGAUCUGCUGAGUAUUCCCAACAUUUUCUGUUUUUAUUUCAGAUUUCCAAAAUCUGUAGUAGUUUGCUUUUAAAUAUCAAAUUAAAUUUGACUCCUUGUUAAUGAGAUUUUACCAACUAAUUUUAAGUUGUUAAAUAAUAAUCAAAAAUCAAAUAACAAAAUUUUAGAAAAAGAACACUUGGAAUAGUUGCACAGUUCAGUUAUUCCCAAUUUUUAAACAUGUUUUUACAUAAGUUAUUUUUACAUUGUCAAAAGCUGUAUUUUCAGUUAUCAGUUCAUAUUGUGAGCCCUCCAGCAUACAUUCUAAUAAAUUUCCAAGUAAGUGGAAUUUCA